AUGGCUCAAACUCCGAAUAAGCUCUAUCCCAUUGAAGAGGAGAUUACGCCUCUCGAUCAUCAAAUUCUCCGCGCUGGGGGAUCUAGUUCCAACCUCGAGCGACUCCCAUCGCGUCUGCAACAAUCGAAGCACCAACGGUCUACAAGCCUCCGGGAGGAGAUCGAAGAACUGGCGUACGAAAAUAGCUAUUUGAAGGCGGAGCUCGCUUGGAAUCAGGAAGCACGGCGUGCUCUCAUGGAGUUGCAUGAGAAGACCUUUGAGGCUGCUACUAUGAUCAGAGAAUCUCUGAUCCGGGUUAACGACCGCCUACGUCAAUGUGAGGAUCGGUAUUUGGAACUGUGGGGAGUUCCACCAGAUAAACGAAUGAGUGAGAUGGGGAUUUGA
Molecule: messenger RNA, 384 nt
Organism: Talaromyces proteolyticus
Lineage: Eukaryota; Fungi; Ascomycota; Eurotiomycetes; Eurotiales; Trichocomaceae
Exons: 1
Coding region: 1-384 (127 amino acids)
Source: RefSeq, a predicted model, not a curated record